Molecule: messenger RNA, 453 nt
Organism: Scomber japonicus (chub mackerel)
Lineage: Eukaryota; Metazoa; Chordata; Actinopteri; Scombriformes; Scombridae
Exons: 3
Coding region: 199-399 (66 amino acids)
Biological process (GO): endoplasmic reticulum unfolded protein response
Cellular component (GO): endoplasmic reticulum
Source: RefSeq, a predicted model, not a curated record
CUAGCAGCUAGCUCUCGGUUAGCAUCGUCCCCCCCGGCAGAGAAGCUCCUCCACCGGGACUCUUCCUCCGGUAGAAACGCACCGACCGGCGCCUCCUCUUCCCGGUCUCUCCUCCCGGCUGCUCCCGGCUGUUCCCAGCUCUCAGCCCCCCCUCCCUCCCUCCGGUCCGGACACACUCCACCCGGUGAAACCUGCAACAUGUCGGCGGUGCAGCGGAUGAAGGUGGCGAAUGAGCGGCACAGCAAGACCAUCACACAGCGGGGACACGUGCAGAAAACAUCGCGGCCGGUAAACGAUGAAAAGUCUCCGGUCGGACCUUGGCUGCUCGCUCUGUUCGUCUUCGUCGUCUGUGGAUCAGCCAUCUUCCAGAUCAUCCAGAGCAUCAGACAGGGCAUGUGAUGACCUCUGACCCCCGGAGCUGAGCCUGUCACAUGAAGAGGGAGGGGGGGGGGG